AUGGCCAACCUAUCGAGCCUCCUCCACGAGCUCCGAGAACGCAUAGCUGCCACCUCAGCCACUCCUCCCAACCACGCCGAUGACGACGUUUUGGAUGCCCGAUUCCGCGCCGUCCUCCCUAACCUCCUUCACGCCUACGUCGUUCCAUCUCCCUCUGCCAACGAGAGAGAAGUGACAGCUGUGUUGAAGCUCAUCGCUCACACCGCUAGGAACUUUCCCGGAGUGUUUUACCAUGGAAAGGCAAGCGCAAUUCUUCCUCUGCUCGGCCGCAUCUUGCCUUUCUUCGCAGAACCGGCGUUUCGUUCUCGGCAUGGUGUCAUCUUUGAAACCGUUGGAUCACUUUUAUCUUUACUUCGUACCGGAGCACGGGAUGCGUACCGUCAGUUUUUCAUUGACUCAAUGAUCGUUGUUGAAGAUCUUUUGUAUGUGGCAUCAGUAUGUGCUGACGUUUCGAAUAUUACGGAAUCAACUAAAUUGACUUUAAAGUGUUUUUGUGAGUCCUUCAAUGCAAUUUUGGAUGAUCCUGAUCAUCUUGGAGAUCUCCCGGCAAGUAAUAAACCGAAUGAUGGGAUUGGUAUCUUGAUUAACCUUACGGGCAAAAUAAGGUGGCAACCUUUUGCAACAUGGAUGAUAAAGCUUCUCGGUAAAUGCUUAACUGAAGGAACUCUGUAUGUGGAAGGACUCAUUAAUGUGUCAUUUGUUACGGCUGCGUGUUCCCUUCUAUGCUAUGGAGAUGCUGAUGUGCAUAUGGCAUGUUUUGAAUUUGCAUGCGUUGUUGGAUCAGCGAUAAAUUAUGACAUCAUUCCUCAUCAGAAGAUAAUUCAGUCGAUAUCAACUAUAUUAAGGGAGGACAAAGAAGGGCUUCCUGUAUUCAGAAACAUCAUUUAUGAUUCGUCCAUUGGUGGUUGCCUUGAUGCAUUACACUGUAGUUGCCCUGAAGAUGUUCUCAAGCUAACAGCUGCUGAUUUAGUUGAUGUAUUUCCUCAUUCAAUGAAGAGUACCAAAAGCCAGGAGCUUAAGGUUGCAUUGUGCAAUGCAUAUAUGCGGAUUGCGAAAAUGUGUCCCCCUCAUAUCUGGAGGCCAGAGUCUCUCAUUUAUGUCCUUUCUUGUCCAGAACCUUGCUUCUCGUUGAUAGAUUGCUUACAAGUAGCUCUCUCUAUACUUGGUCCUGAUCUUGUUGGAUCGAGAAUUGCAAAUAGUAACUGUCAGAGUAUAUCAGCAUUAACUGAUAAAUCAAUAGAAAAUUCAAGGGUUGGAGAAAAAAGGCCUAUUCAGGAUGUGGAUACUUUCAAGAUUAAACGUCAAAAGGUAGAUAAAGAAAUCGUGAGUUCUGAUUCUAAUUUUCAGGUGGAGCGCAAACGUACUCAUACAGUUGCUUGUGAAAGAGAAGAUUAUGCAGAUUAUAUGCAUCAGUCACUUCUUUCUUUUGUUGAAAUUUUAAAAUCUCCUGGUGUCAAUCCUGAUUCUUUAAGACCAGAGGUCGCAUUAACAUCUCUUAGCAUGCUUUGCAUUGCCUUCUGUAGAUACCCAGAGACCAAUCUGUCACAAAGCAUCUUUAAUCAGAUGUAUGCAUGGAUACCCUGGGUAUGUCAGCAGGCAAAGCGAGAAAAUUCAGUUGCACUUGAUAUUUCCAUCUACCUGGAAGGAAUUCACAGCAUGUUGCUUUCACAGAGUCCCUUAGCGAUGGGGAGUAUGGAGUUUGAAAAUAAGGAUGUUGAUGCAGACCUUAUGCAUGUUGUAAAGCUUCCAUGGACCCAUUCUCUUGUAAAUAAUACUGGCCCUCAUCAUCCGUGGAAAACUAAAUGCACCUCUGUUCAAGUUGCAUGCAAACUUGGUCAUAGAACAGGAACUGAAACUCAGCUUGAACUCUUGGAUUUGAGCCUUAAUGAUGAAUUUGAAGAAGUUAAUAUUGAAGCUAUAAUUUCGAUGCCUGUGAUUGUCAUUUGGUCUGGUUUCGGUGGGCUGUCACGUAUAUUCAGAAGGCUUGAGUUCCUGAGGGGAGAGAGACCUGAGAAGUCUCUAUUUCUUGAACUUCUUUAUGAUGAAUCAGAAGAGGUUCAAGUUGCUUGUGUGAAAAAUAUUUACCGAAUACUUGUACAUGGGGGCAGAGACAAUCUGAUUCAGUCAAGAUUUGAAUGGAUUAAAUGUGUUGAAUAUUUACUCCUUAAUGGAAAGAAUGCUGUAAGAGAUGCAUUCUGCACCCAGAUUAGUUCAUUCCUUGAUGAUUCUGUUUUGAGUUACUUAUUUCUUGAUGAGGACACAUCAAAUAAAAGUAAAGAAGAAGAGUUUUUUAACAUAAUCAAGCAUGCCUUCUCAGAAACUAAAGAUCCUCAAACCUUUGAGACUCUUUUGGAGUCUACAGCAGAAAUAAUGAUUGCAGUUGACAUUCACAGUCAACUAUUCUUGCUUUCUCUUUUUUUGUUGGUUGAUCAGCUUGAUAAUCCACACAUGACAGUGAGAGUGAAUGCAUCAAGGCUGAUACACAAAGCUUGCUACUUUCAUCUGAAAGGGGGAUUUGAACAAAUCCUUUUGAAAGUUGCCCACGUUCGAAAUGAACUAUUUGAUUAUCUGUCUGCGAGGCUGUCUAGCCGUCCAAUUAUGGUCAAAGAGUUUACAGAGUCAGUUCUUGGUAUUGAAACUGAAGAUCUUGUCAAGAAAAUGAUUCCUGUUGUUCUUCCGAAGCUUGUAGUGUCUCAGCAGGAUGAUAAACAAGCACUUGACACCUUAUAUGAACUGGCUAAGUGCUUAAACACUGAUUUGGUGCCCCUUGUAGUUAAUUGGCUACCAAAAGUGCUAGCUUUUGUUCUCCAUCGAGCAGAUGUGCGAGAGUUAGCUGUUGCUUUGCAAUUUUACCAUACGCAGACUGGUUCUGACAAACAAGAGAUCUUCGCUGCUGCAUUACCGGCCCUUUUAGACGAACUCAUAUGCUUUCUAGAUGGAGGUGAUUCAGAUGAGAUAAACAGAAGGUUAGCAAGAGUUCCUGAGAUGAUAAAAGAGGUUGCGAGAGUUCUAACCGGUGGUGAAGAUCUUCCCAGCUUUUUGAGGAAUCAUUUUGUUGGCCUUCUUAACAGUAUUGAUAGAAAGAUGCUCCAUGCAGAAGACUUUUCACUGCAGAAACAAGCCUUACAACGCAUUGAGAUGCUAAUCAAAAUGAUGGGUUCUCACCUUAAUACUUAUGUGCCUAAACUGAUGGUUCUUCUCAUGCAUGCUAUUGGUAAAGAAGCCCUCCAGAGUGAGGGCCUGUCUGUGCUGCAUUUUUUCAUUGUGCAGCUGGUGAAAGUAUCACCAGCUAGCACUAAGCAUGUAAUUUCUCAAGUUUUUGCUGCUCUUAUUCCCUUUUUAGAGAGAGAUGAAGAAAAUCCCAUACAUCUAGAUAAAGUGGUUAAAAUUUUGGAAGAACUUGUGCUGAAUAACAGGGUCAUUCUAAAGCAGAAUGUACGCGAGUUCCCUCCGUUGCCCAGUAUUACAUCUCUAAUUGAAGUGAACAAAGCUAUACAAGAAGCCCGAGGGUCAAUGACAUUGAAGGAUCGAUUGCGUGAUGUUGUUGAUGGUUUGAAUCAUGAGAGCUUAAAUGUAAGAUAUAUGGUUGUGUGUGAGUUGAGCAAGUUGCUGAGCCUGAAACAAGAAGAGGUUACAGCUCUGAUAACUGCUGAAAGUGGUACAGAUAUGGAUAUUUUGAGUUCUUUAAUCACAUCCUUGCUAAGAGGAUGUGCAGAAGAAUCAAGGACUGCAGUUGGACAGCGGCUGAAGUUGGUAUGUGCUGAUUGCCUUGGGGCCCUGGGUGCCGUUGACCCUGCUAAAGUGCAGGGCUUUUCAUGUCAACGUUUUAAAAUUGAAUGCUCUGAUGAUGACCUUAUCUAUGAGUUAAUCCACAAGCACCUUGCAAGGGCUUUUAGAGCUGCACCUGACACUAUAAUUCAAGACUCAGCCGCAUUGGCUAUACAGGAACUGCUAAAGAUUGCAGGCUGUGAGGCCUCAUUAGAUGAGAAUGCUGCUGCAUCUAUGUCAGGGACUCCAAAGGACAAAGAACCUUUGAAUGUUGAUGCAUCUGGGAUUAUGGGUAUUGAUGGUAGCAGUAAGAUGAAUAGAAGGGGUCAGAUAUUAUGGGACCGCUUCUCCAAUUAUGUUAAAGAGAUAAUUGCCCCUUGCUUAACCUCUAGAUUUCAACUUCCAAAUGUUGCUGAUUCUUCAUUUGCUGGCCCAAUUUACAGGCCAUCUAUGUCAUUCAGAAGAUGGAUAUUCUACUGGAUAAGAAAGCUGACUGCACAUGCCACUGGUUCUCGUGGCAGCAUUUUCAAUGCCUGUCGAGGUAUAGUUCGUCAUGAUAUGCAAACAGCAAUAUAUUUGCUUCCAUAUUUAGUUCUUAAUGCUGUCUGUCAUGGCACAGAGGAGGCACGCCAUGGCAUAACAGAAGAAAUCCUUUGUGUUCUUGAUAUUGCAGCAUCUGAUAACAGUGGGGAUGCAGUUCAUGGAGUUAAUGGUGGGAAAAAUGAAGUAUGCAUUCAAGCUGUGUUCACUCUCCUUGAUAAUCUUGGUCAAUGGGUGGAUGAUAUUAAACAAGAAUUAGCUCUUUCCCAGUCUUUUCAAUCAAUGGCAUCUAAGCAACAAGCAUCCAAGACAAAGGAUAAAAUUCAUAACUCUUUGAAAAAUCAAGAUCAUCUCCUUGUACAGUGCACAUAUGUUUCAAAACUGUUGUCUGCAAUUCCUAGGGUGUCUCUUGCCAGGGCCUCCUUCAGGUGUCAGGCUUAUGCAAGGUCUUUAAUGUACUAUGAGUCAUACGUGAGGGGAAAGUCAGGUUCUUUUAACCCUGCAUCUGAGAGAAGUGGCAUCUUUGAUGACGAAGAUGUUUCAUAUCUAAUGGAAAUAUACAGCUCUCUAGAUGAGCCUGAUGGUCUUUCUGGCUUUGCAUGUUUACGGAAAUCUAUGAGAUUACAAUUACAGGACCAGCUCUUAAUUAAUAAAAAGGCUGGAAACUGGGCAGAGGCUUUAACUUCUUGUGAACAAGCUUUGCAGAUGGAACCAACAUCAGUUCAAAGGCACUCCGAUGUCCUUAACUGUUUAUUAAACAUGUGUCACCUUCAAGCCAUGGUUACUCAUGUGGAUGGCUUAAUUUCUAGGAUUCCCCAGUACAAGAAAACAUGGUGCAUGCAAGGUGUACAGGCAGCAUGGAGGCUGGGCAGGUGGGAUUUGAUGGAUGAGUAUCUUAGUGGGGCUGAUGAAGAAGGUCUACUUUGUAGCAGUUCUGAAAGUAAUGCCUCAUUUGAUAUGGAUGUUGCAAAGAUUCUCCAGGCACUGAUGAAGAAGGAUCAGUUCUCAGUUGAUGAAAGAAUUGCCCUCUCGAAGCAAGCGCUCAUUGCUCCUCUUGCUGCUGCAGGCAUGGAUUCUUAUGUACGCGCUUACCCAUUUGUUGUAAAACUUCACCUGCUACGAGAGCUUGAGGACUUUCACACUCUUCUUGCUGAUGACUCUUUCUUGGAGAAAUCAUUUCAAUUGGGUGAUCAUGGAUUCUCCCAAGUGAUGGAGAAUUGGGAAAACCGUCUCAGGUUUACACAGCCAUCAAUCUGGGCAAGAGAGCCACUUUUGGCCUUCCGCAGACUGGUUUUUACUUCCAGUGCUCUUGGCGCUCAAGUUGGGAACUGCUGGCUUCAAUAUGCAAAGCUCUGUCGCAUGGCCGGUCAUUAUGAGACAGCAAACCAGGCGAUUCUAGAAGCCCUAGCUACAGAUGCACCUAAUGUUCACAUAGAGAAGGCUAAACUUCUGUGGAGCACCCGGCGAUCUGAUGGUGCCAUUGCACAGUUGCAACAGUCCCUCCUGAACAUGCCUGUAGAGAUUGUAGGCUCCUCGGCAAUUUCAUCAAUUACUAGUCUUUCACUGGUUCCGCUGAACCUGCCGCCUUUAGUUUGUGAUACUCAAUCUUUGAAUGAGAAUCGAGAUAUUGCAAAGACCCUUCUUCUCUAUUCUAGGUGGAUCCAUUACACUGGGCAGAAGCAGAAAGAAGAUGUGCUGAGUCUUUAUUCGAGGGUGAGGGAACUGCAGCCCAAGUGGGAGAAAGGAUAUUUCUACAUGGCUAAGUAUUGUGAGGAAGUUCUUGCUGAUGCCAAGAAACGUCAGGAAGAAAACAUUGAACUUGGUCCAGGGAAAAUGCCGACAAGUAGUGAUAUUGUUGGUUCUUCAAAUUUAAAGACUGAGAAGCUUUGGUGGUCAUAUGUGCCUGAUGUACUGUUAUUCUAUGCAAAGGGGCUUCAUAGGGGCCACAAGAAUCUCUUUCAAGCACUUCCAAGGUUGUUAACCUUAUGGUUUGACUUCGGCAGUAUGUAUCUAACAAGUGGCACAUCAUCCGAUAAAGAUUUGAAAAGUGUCCAUAUGAAGGUAAUGAGUAUAAUGCGAGGAUGUUUGAAGGAUUUGCCAACAUACCAGUGGUUAACGGUACUGCCACAGUUGGUUUCCAGAAUUUGCCACCAGAAUGAGGAAGUUGUUCGAUUGGUCAAAAACAUCAUUACAUCAGUUCUCCGGAAAUACCCACAACAAGCUCUGUGGAUUAUGGCAGCAGUUUCAAAAUCCACUGUUCCUUCAAGGCGGGAGGCAGCUGCAGAAAUCCUACAUGCUGCACGAAAAGAGUUCAGCCAAGGAAAUACUGGCAGCAAUCUGUUUGUGCAGUUUGCAAGUCUGAUUGAUCACUUAAUUAAGUUAUGCUUCCAUGCUGGUCAGCCGAGGGCAAAAACAAUUAAUAUCUCAACUGAAUUUAGUGCCUUAAAGAGGAUGAUGCCACUGGGAAUUAUCAUGCCCAUUCAGCAAUCUCUAACUGUUAGCCUACCGACAUACGAUGGGAAGCUCACUGACUCACUUAGAUCUGAUAUCUUUUCUGCGACUGAUCUUCCUACAAUAUCAGCAAUCAGUGAUGAGGCCGAGAUUCUUUCAUCCCUUCAACGACCUAAAAAAAUUGUUCUAAUGGGCAGUGACGGCAUUGAACGUCCAUUCCUCUGCAAACCCAAGGAUGACCUUAGGAAAGAUGCCCGCAUGAUGGAGUUCACUGCAAUGAUAAACCGUUUGUUGUCUAAAUACCCAGAAAGCCGUCGAAGGAAACUCUACAUUCGCACUUUUGCAGUAAUUCCUUUGACAGAGGACUGUGGCAUGGUAGAAUGGGUGUCCCACACUCGUGGACUUCGGCAUAUACUUCAAGACAUAUAUAUAAACUGUGGAAAAUUUGAUAGGCAAAAGACAAAUCCUCAGAUCAAACGAAUUUAUGAUCAAUGCCAUGGUAAAAUACCAGAAGAUGAGAUGUUGAAGGACAAAAUUCUUCCAAUGUUCCCUCCAGUGUUUCAUAAAUGGUUCUUAAUCACUUUUUCUGAGCCAGCUGCUUGGUUUAGGGCUCGGAUUGCUUAUGCACACACUACUGCAGUUUGGUCCAUGGUUGGGCAUAUUGUGGGGUUGGGUGAUCGACAUGGUGAAAACAUUCUUUUUGAUUCUACAACAGGUGACUGUGUUCAUGUUGAUUUCAGUUGCUUAUUUGAUAAAGGCUUGCAGUUAGAGAAGCCUGAGCUGGUGCCUUUCAGGUUGACUCAGAAUAUGAUUGAUGGCUUGGGCAUCACUGGUUAUGAGGGAAUCUUUUUGAAGCGAGCAAUCAGUAACAUUGAGGCAAGGUUGCAAGGAGUAGUUGUUGGUGUUGGAGCAGCACCAUCUCUGCCUCUGGCCGUAGAAGGUCAGGCUCGUCGAUUAAUAGCUGAAGCAGUCUCCCACAAAAAUCUUGGAAGGAUGUAUAUCUGGUGGAUGCCUUGGUUCUGA
This is a messenger RNA of Prunus armeniaca (apricot), 7782 nucleotides long. The record is from the annotation of a GenBank genome assembly. NCBI's taxonomy places the organism in Eukaryota, Viridiplantae, Streptophyta, Magnoliopsida, Rosales, Rosaceae.